Molecule: messenger RNA, 1388 nt
Organism: Cannabis sativa
Lineage: Eukaryota; Viridiplantae; Streptophyta; Magnoliopsida; Rosales; Cannabaceae
Product: probable peroxidase 61
Exons: 4
Coding region: 155-1198 (347 amino acids)
Biological process (GO): response to oxidative stress; hydrogen peroxide catabolic process
Cellular component (GO): plasmodesma; plant-type cell wall
Molecular function (GO): heme binding; peroxidase activity
Source: RefSeq, a predicted model, not a curated record
AGACACAAGCUUAUUCAUUGGAGAUCAAGUACUACUACUAAUAUUUGUAUUUGGUUAGAGUGACAUUGCAAGCUCUUCUUCAAAAGUUGUUCCAUCAAAAAAAAAAAAAAAGCUCUGCUUUAAGUUUGAGAGAGAAAGAAAAGACAAAAGAGAAAUGGAGAGAAGCGAAGAGAGGAAGCGUUUGCAUUUUCUGCCAAUACUAGUGAUAGUUGUAGUACUAAGCUUGUGUCAGCUUUCGGAGGCAGCGAUAGGACUUCAAACGCCGAUGAAGUUGAGGCGUAGCUUUUACAAGUAUUACAAUACUUGUAAAGAUGCAGAGGCUUAUGUCAACCACCAAGUGCAAAUAUCAUGGAAAUCUGAUAAAAGCAUCGUUGCAAAGCUCCUACGCCUCACUUAUUCUGAUUGCUUUGUCACUGGAUGUGAUGCAUCAAUUCUUCUAAAUGGUCCAAAAUCUGAGAAAACUGCCCUUGAAAAUAGGGGACUUGGAGGGUUUGCUUUAAUAGACGAUAUCAAGAAAGUCCUUGAAGAAAGGUGCCCAGGAGUGGUCUCUUGUGCUGAUAUUCUUCAACUUGCCACUAGAGAUGCCGUUCAUUUGUCUGGUGGACCAUCUUACAUCAUCCUUACCGGAAGAAGAGAUGGAAUGACAUCAAGUGCUUCAUCAGUUAACAUUCCAUCUCCAUCCAUGUCAGUCAAUGAAACACUUGCAUACUUCAACUCUAAAGGUUUAGAUGUGCGAGACAUGGCUACACUUCUUGGUGCACACACAUUGGGAAGAACACAUUGUCGUAACAUCGAAGACAGGCUAUACAAUUUCAAAGGAACCAAAAGACCAGACCCAACCAUGAAACCUGAAUUGGUACAGUCAUUGAGAAAACAGUGUCCAGAGAGACUAAGGAAAGGGCAAAGCGACCCACUAGUGUACUUGAACCCGGAAUCUGGCAGCCAUUACAGUUUCACAGAAUCCUUCUAUAGAAGAGUUAACAAUAACCAAGCCAUCCUUGGAGUUGAUCAGCAGUUGCUCUAUAGGGAGGACACCAAAGACCUUACUGAUCAAUUUGCCGCUAGUCUUCAAGAUUUCAAGCUAUCAAUCGCCCUUUCAAUGAAUCGAAUGGGAAAUAUAAAUGUUUUGACUGGAAAUCAAGGAGAGAUACGUCGGACUUGCAGCAUCACAAAUAAGGAUAACCCUCUUCUCAAAUAGAUAUGGUUAUUAAUUUACUGGGGUUAAUUAUUUUGGGACGGGUAUAUUUCAUAUAUAUUGGAAUUACAAACAAAAGGGUCAUAUUUAAGCUUUUGUGUGAUUUUGUUUUUUUCUUGUUUUGGGACUACUUGUAGAGAAAUAACUCUUAUUAUUAUUAUUAUUAUUAUUAUUAUUAUUAUUAUUAUUAUUA